Molecule: messenger RNA, 2778 nt
Organism: Ectocarpus sp. CCAP 1310/34
Lineage: Eukaryota; Phaeophyceae; Ectocarpales; Ectocarpaceae
Source: the annotation of a GenBank genome assembly
AUGGCCACCAGCAACGGCCAGGCGAUGUCGCGAGGUCUUACACAUCCAUUAUUUCAUUUUUUCUUCACGUCUUUCUUCCAGAAAGAGGAGGAAAGAGAUCGCCUCUCCACGACGACGACCACCGUUCCCACCCCCGCUGUGAAAGAUGGCCGAAAUAGGGGGCGCCGAAUCCCACGGUUGCGGUGUCCGAAGAUUAGGUGGGGGGGGGGGAAGCGGGGGAAACCACGAGAAAUCGCGGAGCCCCCGGCGUUCCGGAGGAAGGGGAGCUCCGCCUCGUGGGGCUUUGAUGUUGUCGAGAGCCAGUUGCCGACGAGGAGAUCAAGUCAGACCGCGUUUGGCAGGCCGGUCGAGCCACUUCCAGCAGCAGAAACAGCGGCGACGGGUAAUGCAGCGGGAGGGGGGGGGGAGCCCCCGAAGCGGAGAGGGUCGAAGAGCAAGGAAGACAAAAAAACGAAGAAGAUCCAUCCAGAGCUGUCGGCGAUAACGUUCCUCGCUGGUGUCAAGUUUCACGGGUUCGACAUCGCUAAGCGAAGUCUUGUGAACGAGAUGUCUGCGUUCGGAGAGCCCAAGACGGAGAAGCUACUCAAGAAGAGCCCGGAGGAUUGGGUGGUGUACAACGCACGGAACAUGUCGCGUAUCUACCCGGCGGGGUCGAGAGUGGACUCGUCCAACUACGACCCCGUGCCUAGCUGGAACGUCGGCAGCCAGAUCGUGGCGCUGAACUACCAGACCUCGGGCACCCCGAUGCGGCUCAACGACGGCAAGUUCCGUGACAACGGGGAGUGCGGUUACCUCCUCAAGCCGGAGUGCUUGCGGACCGGCUCGCCGUUUCACCCGGAGCAUGGCCCGUUCCCUCCGGGGGGCAUUACGCUCACCGUGCAGGUGGUGAGCGGGCGACAGCUGCCCAAGCCCGGGGGGGCACAGAAGGGCGAGAUAAUAGACCCGUACGUCGUCGUCUCCGUCCACGGCCUCCCUAGUGACUGCAAGAAGGCCAAGAGCACCAAGGUCAUCCAGGACAAUGGUUUCAAUCCCAUCUGGAACGAAACCAGCACCUUCGAGAUCACAAUGCCCGAGAUGGCGUUGUUGAUGUUCACUGUGAAGGACAAGGACGUGAACAAGGAUGAUUUCAUCGCCCAGACGGUCUUGCCGGUGAAGAACAUCAGGAAGGGGUACCGCUCCCUCCGGCUCUACAGCAGCAGCGGCACGCAGCACGGAGAUUUCGAGCACUCGUCGCUCUUGUGCCGGUUCGCCAUCACUCCGACGUGAUGAUAGUAGCCGUGGCCGGCCGGCCAACCUCUAACGAUACUCUUUUAUGCCGGUUCAACGAACCACUCGGCCAAGCAAGGGCUGCUUUAUUCGAUUCACCUUCAUUUCGAGGGAACGAGGGGACGGGGGGUAGCUAAGCGCGGAGUAGAGUGAAGGUAUUGUAGACGGGGUGAACAUUCAAUACAUGCUAAUGGUUAUUUUGUGGUCCAGGAGGGACUGCUGGCGGCGGCGGUGGUGGGCGCGCGAUGUAGAAGUGUGGACCGUCGCAUUUUGGGGCUCUCGUUGUGUAACCCGCUCCCCUUCGUCUUCCAACGACGGGUGAAUCGUGGAUUGUUGUGGUCCAGCCUGGUGAGGAAGCGAUUUGGCCCGCAGCGUAGCCACCUUGUAGUAGGUUGGCGUCUAUUGCCUUCCGUUACGACGAAAGCUAAGCAGAGAUGCGUAGAGGCGUAAAAAGAGGAACGCCGCUUGUGGCGGUGUGUGCAGCUUGGCUAGACUCGGUUUUCUUUAAAGGCAACAUCUGGCAGUCGGUGCCCUAGAGUUUUUUGGCCCUUCUUUCAUUCGUGUUGCUGGCUGGCUGGCUGGCUGGCUGGCUGGCUGGCUGUUCCCCGAAGUGCUGGAAGUUGAAAAAAUUAUCGUGUUGGUUUCGUGACUAUGAAAACGAACCGCGUAUCUAGACGGAGGGCGUGAGUUGGGUGUGCUAGCUGUGUCCUUGUGGAGCCAAUCAGUCUGAUUUUGUUGCUGGAGGGUGCCAAGCAUAGCUGGGAUGCCUCCGGAAUGAAUACCUGGGUGUCGUGGCCAAUAGGAGUGGAAAAAAAAGUCUUUGUGCCCUCGUGGUGUAAGGCAGGAGAGGCCGCGCAUAUAAUAAAUGGAUGAAUGAAUGAUUGUGAUCGCUAGCGUUGUUGUCUGUUGUAGACGUUGUUGUUGUCGUCGUCUUUGUCGUUGUCAUUGUUAUAGUUGUCGUAGUCGUAGUUGUAGAUCGCUUUUCGACGUACGACCCAGUGUAAUGUGUGUCGGGGCUGCUGGUGCAUGCAAUAGUAACGUCAGCAAACAUGAAUCUCGAACGUAUCAAAGCGUCUUCCACGUAGCGUUGUGUAAUAGAUGCCCGGUGCCUAUGGCGCUGUUCCACUUGAGUUCAUACUCAACAGUACAGUAGACUACAUAUACUUAAAACAAACAAAACGUUUGUGCUGUCUGUUCCACAGGCGCGUAUGCCCAUUCGGCGCAUGGGCGCAUCUGAGCUAACCCCUUUUUGUUUGUGUCUGUGCUACUGGUUUUGGCUGCCGUUCGUCAGUCAGUGAAGGAUCGCAUUAUCAUGCUGUCGUGCUGAUGCGGCCUCACUCCGUAACGGUUGUCUCGCGUGCGACCAUCGGGACGAGGGCGAAAAAUGAGCUGUUGCAGAUUCUUACAUGAAAAACUGUUGCAGGGUCUUCCGUGCCGGCUUCAUUUCACUUCUCCCCGCACAGGAUCAUGCUAAGCCUCUCAGUAGUGUCUUUAGUAGGGGGUAAGGGUCAG